Messenger RNA from Serpula lacrymans var. lacrymans S7.9, 1777 nucleotides. RefSeq lists its product as uncharacterized. Gene Ontology annotation, biological process: transcription preinitiation complex assembly; transcription initiation at RNA polymerase II promoter. Gene Ontology annotation, molecular function: TBP-class protein binding; RNA polymerase II general transcription initiation factor activity. Lineage: Eukaryota; Fungi; Basidiomycota; Agaricomycetes; Boletales; Serpulaceae. The transcript is spliced from 4 exons. The record is from RefSeq and is a predicted model, not a curated record. Bases 250 to 1293 code for a protein of 347 amino acids. Gene Ontology annotation, cellular component: transcription preinitiation complex; nucleus.
AAGACACCGCCAUACAGGUCACUUCUGUCCCCAACCACCACCACCUCGUCGCCAUCAUCCUUGCCGGCGUCAAAGGCAUCUUGCCAUUACCUUCAUAUCGUUUGAAGGCUUUGCACCCAAGGCAGUGUGAUUUCUUUAUAAACAACUAACCAAAACACAUUCGUUCGUUAUCGGAGGAGUCGAACCGCUUCACUACCCUUUUUAUAGGGUAUUCAUCAAUCUAUCUCCGCACCAGCUCUACUCGCCAAUAUGGCCUUUUCCCAGCCUUUUCCUUUGGCAGCAGGCGCUCAGAAAAUUCAACAGCCUACCUUUGGCCCAGAUUUAGCUGUCCGCCUCAUUUGUCCUGAAUGCAGGGACCCGAAUCCAAAUAUUGUCGAAGAGUUUGGUAGCGGAGAUCUUGUGUGUGGUAGCUGCGGCUUAGUAUUAGGCGACCGAAUCGUCGACACCAGAAGUGAAUGGCGUACGUUUGCAAAUGAUGAAGGAGACGACCCUUCUCGUGUCGGUGCAGCGUCAGACUUGGAAGGCAUAGAGCAACUGGAUACUGCCAUCAGCUUCCGCGAUGGUGGCUCGGGCAUUGCUCGCGAACUCCAGCGCGCAGCAUCUCGUUCACAGAGCUCGCGUUCAGAGCGUAAUCUCCUUGCCGCUUUCCGCGACAUUGGGAGCUGGUGUGAUCAGUUCUCUCUUCCCAAAACUAUCAGCGAUAUUGCAAAGCAGCUUUACAAGCGUUCGGACGAGGAAAAGCUACUUCGUGGAAAGCCUCUUGAAGCUGUCAUUGCUGCUUGCAUUUUUAUCGCUUGCCGUCAAGCUCAUGUUCCCCGAACUUUCCGCGAAAUCUGUAAUCUCACCCAUGUGUCGAAGAAGACUCUGGGACAGUGCUAUAAAGCACUAGAACAGGCUUUUAAUCUUGCGCCCGGUGCUUCUGCCCAUCAGUCUGCGACUGCUCCUUCAUCAGGACCCGAGAACCUUCUUGUACGAUAUUGCAAUCACCUUGAUCUCCCUCCUAACGUCCAGUCCAUCUGCGGCGAUAUCAUAGUCGAGGCACGAAAGCAUGGCAUUGCAGAUGGCAGGAGUCCUGUCUCAAUCGCAGGGGGAGCUAUUUAUUUUACCUGUCUCUUACUGGGAAAGCCGAAAUCUGCCAGGGAUAUCAGCGCUGUUGCAGGGGUCAGCGAGGGUACCAUCAAACUGGUGUAUCGUUUAUACUAUCUGGAUAAAGAGAAGUUGGUGAAGGAGGAGUGGAUAAAGGAUGGAAAAGCCAGUUUGGAUCGUCUUCCUAUAGAAACAUCAUCAAGAUAGUGGUAACGUAACAUGUUCGGACUUCUUCCUACCAUGUAUGUACCAUAACAUGUAGGCAAUAUUCAUUUUCAUUCAGUCACAGAUGAGAGCAAAUAUAUGAGCAUCAAGCAAAACAAGGGGAUCGACUAUCGUUUGCCACCUCGCCUACCUUUUCCAUCGCCUCUUGUUUGGGCUCUACCCAGUGCGACAGCUCCCCGGCCCCUACUUGCCGAGCGAAUUGCUUUCCGUACAUUCAGUACGUCGUCGCCACCGUUGGGUUUCUCUCUCUUCGCUCUCUUGACAUCACCAUCUAGCUUGGACAGGAUAGCGAGAGAUGACUGUUUUUCCCUUUCGAUUGGUAUCUCCGUUGGCUCAAACUUCCGCUUUAUGCCUUUGAGUUUCUUCUCACCGUCCAACUUCUUGUCGAAUUUACCCAUACUGGCUGUACUAAGGCGUGUGGUGGCGAGUGUUCUGUCGAUUUCCUUAUUCCGGUCCUGCCGCUCAC